Magnusiomyces paraingens is the source of this 1875-nucleotide messenger RNA. RefSeq lists its product as uncharacterized. The record is from RefSeq and is a predicted model, not a curated record. The transcript has a single exon. NCBI's taxonomy places the organism in Eukaryota, Fungi, Ascomycota, Dipodascomycetes, Dipodascales, Dipodascaceae. Gene Ontology annotation, biological process: amino acid transmembrane export from vacuole. The coding region runs from base 1 to 1875 and encodes 624 amino acids.
AUGACAGACCCACCUCACUCAACAUCUCCACUAUCAGAUGCGACUACCCUUGAUGGCCCAGUAACAAAUGAUUCUCCACAACCUCUUUCUGCAGACACAGACACCAAUUCUUUGCAAACAGGAUCAGAAUCCUCCUCUAGAUACGUGGUUGAGGACCAGGGCCCUACGACCCGCCGUGAACUUUGGGGGUGGUUUGCUUAUGCCUGGGCUUCUGAACCGUUCAUAGUCUCUGCCGUCGGCACUUAUGUCCCUAUUUUGCUCGAACAAUUUGCGCGUGACAAUGCAGUGCGUGCGGAUGACCAUAAUGUCCCCUGUGGCAUGCCGCUACCAAACGGAGACCCAAACUCUCCACCACCACCUACUCCAGGCCAUGGAGGACUGCCACCUCCAGGAAACAUUGGUGAUCCUUCGCGAGCACAACAAUGUGUAGUCCCUAUCUUUGGACACAGUUAUUACAUCGACACUGCAUCAUUUGCACUCUAUACGUUUUCGUUCAGUGUGCUAAUCCAAACGCUUGUUGUAAUUUCAAUGAGCGGUGCCGCAGAUCGUGGAAAGUUCCGUAAGAAACUUUUAGUCUGGUUUGCAAUUGUAGGAGGAAUUUCUACCUGUGGGUUUCUUGCUGUUACUCAAUCGCAUUACCUUCUAGCAUCUAUUCUUGCAAUAAUAUCAAACUCUUGUUUUGGCGCAGUUUCUGUUUGCGGCAACUCUUUCUUACCUGUGCUUGUGCGCAACCAUCCGGAGGUGCUGGCCACCGCCGAGGAUAUUAAAUCUCAAGAUCACAAUAAUAACAGUUAUGAUGAUCAACUAACUUCAGAAGACAAUUUGCUUCUGGAAGCAGAUCCACCAAAACAUGUUUUUGACCAUCCACUGCUCAUCACAACUGUUUCUAAACUUUCAGGUGCCAUCAGUGGAAAGGGCAUAGCUCUCGGAUACAUUUCCGCAUUAAUUGUUCAACUUGUUACCAUUCUUCUGAUUAAAGCCCUUGGAUCCAGCACGUGGUCUCUCCAGGUUGCUGUAUUUGUGGUCGGGUUAUGGUGGCUUAUUUUCCAAAUCCCCGUUGCAACUCUGUUGCGUUCUCGACCAGGACCGCCCCUGCCACGUCCUAAACACGUGCGUGCGCACACGACUCUUCGACACAAAAUCCACCGUGCUUUGUCACGGGUCACGCGCGGUGCAGACACAUACAUUGCUUAUGGUUGGCGUACACUUUAUGUGACGUUCCGCGAGGCGCGCCAAAUGCGCGACGUGGCUACAUUUCUGCUGGCAUGGUUUAUGAUUUCAGACGCUGCUACAACAAUUAACUCUGCAGCUGUUCUUUUCGCCAAAACAGAGCUCCAGAUGAGUGCCCCGUCGCUGGCUGUCAUUGGUGUCAUGGUAGUGUUUUUCGGCAUCUUGGGUGCUACUCUUACACCACGCUACCUUGCCCCACGUUUGGGGGCCAAUCCUGUGCGAAGUAUUAUGUUUGUGGUUUUCCUGGCAGCCAUGAUUCCUGUCUAUGGCAUUGCUGGGUUUUUCACCAAGCAUCUUGGUCUGCGGUCGCCUUGGGAAAUGUAUCUGUUGGCAGCCUGGUAUGGGUUUGCAUUGGGUAGUAUUAAUACGUUAUGUCGGUCUGUUUUUUCAUUGUUGAUUCCCAAAGGCAAAGAAACGACCUUUUUUUCGCUCUUUAGCGUUACUGACAAGGGUUCUUCUGUAUUUGGACCGUUUGUGACUGGUCUUAUUACUGACAAAACUCACAAUAUCAGAUAUACGUUUUACUUUUUGUUAUUGCUGAUAAUUUUGCCUAUUGGUGUACUUGCAUUUGUGGACGUUGAACGUGGGAGUCGAGAGGCCUUGUAUUUGGAGCAGGUUGAACCUGAAGAGGAUGACGUUGAGUAG